UUGACCGCCGCGGCUGUCCCAUUUGUUCCAUGAGUUCCAUGUCUCGCGACUUCAGCUGUGUGGAAAGGCCAUAAAAUAGACCACUUCAACACGCCCGAAGAUAGUGCGUGAUCGUUCGGCCAGUCUGCCCGUGUGUGCGUGCCCGUGCAGAGGGGCGGAGGUCGAAGAGAUAUAUUUAGCGAAUCUCUCGCCCCUCUUGAGACAUCUUGCGUCUUGUGGAUUGACCCGUGUGCGUACGAGUGAUAAGCGCCCGACAGUAGUCUUGGUGGUGGUGGUGGUGCUGGUGAUAGUCGCGCACAUAACCUCCUCGCGAAGAGUGGCGGAAAUGUGCAAUUGAAGCUAUCAAGCCGUUGAAAGGUCAACACGAGGCCCCCCCACGGGCAGGCGGCCUGCCCGCAUUCAACCUCGUCGGUGCAGUCACCCGCAGCAGGAGCAACACCGGAAACGAUGGUUCUUUCCGUGUUCAUGGUGCAAACGCUGACCACGUUGGUGGAGCCGCCGCCGACGAUCAGCGGCCCGAAAGGGCUGGUGCACCCGGCCCAGCAACCGCAGGCCAACAUUGCGGUGUUUAUGUUUCUCUUUAUGCUGUGCGUCCUCGAGGUCGUCUUCGUGAAGCUGAUCGCUCUGACGUCCUUCGGCAGUGAAGCAACGACGACCCCUGCGGCGACCCCAGCGUCGACCCCGCCGACGACGGCGACGCUUUCGCCGCCGAUGGCCACCACACCGAACCGCAGCGAAUCGUGAGGACACCGCGAUCGUCGAUGACGAAACGGUCUGUGUUGCCCUUGGCCAGCUACCACGAGGCUACACGAGCGAAAGCAGUCGAGACAAAGUCGAGAUCGAGGCGGAGAAUGUGGCAAAUCGCAAUCGCCAAAUUUUUUACGACCGUCUACGGAACAGUGCUCGACGAGAGUUGUGAUACGGGCUGCUGGAACUCGGAUCGGCGAUGAGUUGGGAAAUCGAAUCCAUUUCAUUGACGUGCCGUGCCGAAUCCCAGUAAUCGCGCGUUGUCACCGCAGCGUUGCUAUGGCAGCGGCGUGAGGUUGGUUCGAGCCUUGCACAAACGGCCGCGCGAAAAUGUCAGUUUCUUGUGUUUGCAAAAUCGAUUGCUGGCCGUCGGUCCAUUUGGAUAAAUCGCCCAUUUGCAAGUGGUACACGGCUUUAAUUUUCCAUAAAAAGAACCCGCAACAGUGAUAGGCGCGCUCGGUGCUAGAACAUGGCCCCCCCCAGCCUAGUUGUCCCCAUUCGGUAGGAGCGGAAACGGUUAAGCAGACAAUUAAUAUGCGUCUUCUCGGCUCGGCUGACGGUG
Anopheles bellator is the source of this 1309-nucleotide messenger RNA. RefSeq lists its product as uncharacterized. NCBI's taxonomy places the organism in Eukaryota, Metazoa, Arthropoda, Insecta, Diptera, Culicidae. The transcript has 2 exons. The coding region runs from base 448 to 744 and encodes 98 amino acids. The record is from RefSeq and is a predicted model, not a curated record.